AUGAAGCAAGUGUCAAACACGGUGGUCGCACUCAAGUCCCCUCUGAUUUUGGGGAAACGCAAGUUAGAUUGCGUGUGUCUGACGUUGGACACGAGUACUCCGAAGGAAACCUAUUUCACAGACAAGAAGCGCAAAAUCAAAGGAAAGGACUACUCCAUCUUCAUUACAAUCCUCAAAACCAAAUUCACGUUUUCUGUCAUUAAGCCCGACUCCUCGUUUUUCAUCAGCAACUCGAGAACAAGCUUUGUUAAAUGCUAUCAUGGAACCUCUCCUUCCUACUUGGUGCCUUGCAGACCGGGUCUGGUGAUCGCCACGUCGUCCAACGUGCAUUAUAUUCCGCACGAAGACGUGAUCGCGAUGAAUCUGGACCGGUUGGGAGGAGGCACGUUCGAUUUCAUGGUCAAAACGAGUACUCAAAAGCAGUACGAUUUCACGAUGGUGGCGCGGGAAGAACGAGCGUGUCUGGAAGAAUACAGCAAGGAAGUCAUUCGGGAAAACCGAAUUCGACAGGGAGGAAAGGGAAAUGAGGUGGACGAAGACGAUUCGAGUGACGACCCGUUCUCUCUACAGUCUGAAGAUGAAAGCGAUAAAGAGAAGGACGCAGAGGCCCUGAAAGAAUUGGUGAAAGAAGAUUCGGAGGAAGAUGCAGAUGGCAGCGAUAGUAGUCCUGAUGAUGACCUUCCUUCUAAAAGGCAAAGAACGAUUUAG
Blastocystis hominis is the source of this 708-nucleotide messenger RNA. RefSeq lists its product as hypothetical. Gene Ontology annotation, cellular component: FACT complex. The record is from RefSeq and is a predicted model, not a curated record. Bases 1 to 708 code for a protein of 235 amino acids. The transcript has 10 exons. Gene Ontology annotation, molecular function: histone binding; nucleosome binding. NCBI's taxonomy places the organism in Eukaryota, Bigyra, Opalinata, Blastocystidae.